GUCCCCUCGUCACCUGGGGGCCGGAACAGCUGAGAUUACAGGGCGGCCCCCUCCCCGAGUUUACGGAGAGCCCCUGAAAAUGGUCCUUCAACUGUGGGGAGGGGGAGUGGGAAAGCCCCGGAAGCACCUCCCCGUGUUUGGGCAUGUUUGGGGCGCCCCUGAGAGUUGGCAGGUCCGGAGAGGUUGCAGCCUGGCCGCUUGAGGCCUGCGGCCCCCACAGAAGUCGCGUGAGGUUCUUAGAGGGAGGGGCCACUCAUGGACCUAAGGUGUGGAUGGCCGGGGAGGAAGGCCUGUCUCUCUCCUAUUUCCCCCCUCUUAUCUGUGAAAAUCUCCACGCAGCAAGGUCCAAAGGCUGUGAAGGAGGAUACCUCUGUGUUGUAACCGAGCACCUGCUCUUGAUAAUCGUUGGAAAGGCUUUGUAACUCAAUCUGGCGAAUUCCCUCACUCAUUCAUUCACCUGGAGUUCCCGGUGGAGGGUUAGCUUUCCGGGGAAAUUGUUGAUACAUGUAACUUCAGAAUCCACUGAAACAUUGUUGCUGUCCUUGUAGACUUAGAAGUUGACUUUGGAAAGUGCAACUCCUAAGCGGUCCAAUUUGGGUGUGUGGCUUUGGACUCUAUCUCCCCUCACAGCCAGGUCCUCUUGUGGCCUCUCCCUUCCUCUGCCCCAGAACUGGAGAUGCUUUAUCUCUAAUUACUAACAAAUGUUCACUUUUUCCUCUGUGACUAAUAGAAUUGUUUAAGGGCAUUAAAAAGCAAAGUUGACAGCAUAGGCUUUUCUGUAAAACAACUUUCCUAGGACACUUUAAACCCUCUUACAGGAAAGUCUGUGGAAUGUGUUUAUUUCAGCAUUUUGAGAAUUGUACUAGGGAAGUUUGAAAGGAGAAGGCCUUAAGGGUGAAAUCUAAUAAUUAUUCAAACAUUGCAUCUCAUGUCCAGGUGAUGCCCGUGCAGUGUGACCCUUGCCCAGCCUUGCAGUCCCCCGUGUGGUUAGGCUUCUCAUUUACAAAAUAUGUAUGAGAUGCGCUGCAGCAGCCUUGAGACAUCUGCUGAAUGAAACUAGAAAAGUUUGCUUAUGGCAGAAUCCAGAGACCACAUUUGAAGUAUAUGUUGAAGUGGCCUAUCCCAGGACAGGUGGCACUCUUUCAGAUCCUGAGGUGCAGAGGCAAUUCCCGGAGGACUACAGUGACCAGGAAGUUCUACAGACUUUGACCAAGUUUUGUUUCCCCUUCUAUGUGGACAGCCUCACAGUUAGCCAAGUUGGCCAGAACUUCACGUUCGUGCUCACUGACAUUGACAGCAAACAGAGAUUCGGAUUCUGCCGCUUAUCUUCAGGAGCGAAGAGCUGCUUCUGUAUCUUAAGCUAUCUCCCCUGGUUCGAGGUAUUUUAUAAGCUGCUUAACAUCCUGGCAGAUUAUACGACAAAAAGACAGGAAAAUCAGUGGAAUGAGCUUCUUGAAACUCUGCACAAACUUCCCAUCCCUGACCCAGGAGUGUCUGUCCAUCUCAGCGUGCAUUCUUAUUUUACUGUGCCUGAUACCAGAGAACUUCCCAGCAUACCUGAGAAUAGAAAUCUGACAGAAUAUUUUGUGGCUGUAGAUGUUAACAACAUGUUGCAUCUGUACGCCAGUAUGCUGUACGAACGCCGGAUACUCAUCAUUUGCAGCAAACUCAGCACUCUGACUGCCUGCAUCCACGGGUCUGCGGCGAUGCUCUACCCCAUGUACUGGCAGCACGUGUACAUCCCCGUGCUGCCGCCGCAUCUGCUGGACUACUGCUGUGCUCCCAUGCCCUACCUCAUAGGAAUCCAUUUAAGUUUAAUGGAGAAAGUCAGAAACAUGGCCCUGGAUGAUGUCGUGAUCCUGAAUGUGGACACCAACACCCUGGAAACCCCCUUCGAUGACCUCCAGAGCCUCCCAAACGACGUGAUCUCUUCCCUGAAGAACAGGCUGAAAAAGGUCUCCACAACCACUGGGGAUGGUGUGGCCAGAGCGUUCCUCAAGGCCCAGGCCGCUUUCUUCGGUAGCUACCGAAAUGCUCUGAAAAUCGAGCCGGAGGAGCCGAUCACUUUCUGUGAGGAAGCCUUCGUGUCCCACUACCGCUCUGGAGCCAUGAGGCAGUUCCUGCAGAAUGCCACGCAGCUGCAGCUCUUCAAGCAGUUUAUUGAUGGUCGAUUAGAUCUUCUCAAUUCCGGCGAAGGUUUCAGUGAUGUUUUUGAAGAGGAAAUCAACAUGGGCGAGUAUGCUGGCAGUGACAAACUGUACCAUCAGUGGCUCUCCACCGUCCGGAAAGGAAGUGGAGCAAUUCUGAAUACUGUAAAGACCAAAGCAAAUCCGGCCAUGAAGACUGUCUACAAGUUCGCAAAAGAUCAUGCAAAAAUGGGAAUAAAAGAGGUGAAAAACCGCUUGAAGCAAAAGGACAUUGCCGAGAAUGGCUGCGCCCCCACCCCGGAAGAGCAGCUGCCAAAGACUGCACCAUCCCCACUGGUGGAGGCCAAGGACCCCAAGCUCCGAGAAGACCGGCGGCCAAUCACAGUCCACUUUGGACAGGCAAAUUUUCAAAAAUUUUGAGGAGACAGCACGGCUGAGGUCAUAAAUGAGCGGGACUGUUGAAUGAAGUCAUUAAAUGCACUGCUGCCUCCCCUACUCCAAGGCACUCUGCUUAAGGUGCCUCUGUUAGCUAAGCAUCUCAUUAGAACACUUUAGCAUCCCGGGCCCUUCUUUGCACCUUCAAAUAAAAGGCAACAAGCGAAGUCUUAAAAAAAAAAAUCAAUUAGGAGUUCUUUAUUAAUGUACCUCCUGAAAAUCAAUAUCAGGAGUCGUGCUUCUGAGAGUAAACACCCGUGCUACAAUUCUAGAGAUUCAAUCUUUUAAGCAACUGUUUUCAACUACCUGAGCAUUUGAAAAAUUGUCUAUUAAUUUUUUUUCCCUUAAGUAAAACAUUGCACUCUGUAUAGAAACUAAAAUUUUGUAUCCCCUUCCUACUUGUAAUUAUAUUUUUAGUUAAAAAAGAUUGUGUGCCCUUUCCUACAUGUCUUGAAUUGACUUUUGGUUAGUGAAAGUCAUCAUUUGGAGAGAUUUAUGAGAAAUGGCUCUUUUAGCAAGAUAUGGCUGUAACAAGAAUUUGCAAGGUUAUUUAUUUUUAAAUCACCUGAUUCUGUAGCCAUUUAUUAGAUGACGCAUGAUUAAGUCUUUAUGAUUUUUAUCUUAAAUGUGAUUGAUAUUUCACCACGUGUAAAGGACCUAGAAGCCUACAUUCCUGUUUUUAACAGACCUUUAUCAAGUGCCUACUAUGCACCAGGCAUUGAGCUAUUCAGAAAUGAACGAAACUAACAAAAUUCUUUCUCUAGGCUAUUACUGUAAGGGGUGAGUUGGUUGGAACAUAAAAGUCACUCUUCUCUAAUCAAUAUUUUCAGAUAAUAUACGUUUAUACAUCUUUAACUUGGGGAGGUUCAUCCCCUUUUCUGAUUUUAUACUUAAAAGGAUGUUACAAAAAUUGAAACACAAGAAAGAAGAAUCCACAGGGUGAUACUCAUUUAGUUAAUAAGUAUUUUCAAAUCGCACUGGUGUCUGCUCCCCUGAAGAGCUCCCCCCAGCCCCAGGCUCAGGCCCUGUUGGAGCAAUCUGCACCCCAGUUCCCUGUCUGUGUCUGCUGAAAGCACAGCCCCUGGUUGUCGCCAGUGUGGCAUUCCAGAGUCCGCUUCCUGCUUUCCUUUGUCCUCAUUCCUGCACACACUAACCUUCCCAUGAAAGGAGCCCCUCACUGCAGUUUGGAGCCCAUUACAGAGACAGAGGGGGCGGGGGAGAGGGAUUUCAUGGUGUUAAACAUUCCAUUUUCGAAACACAAAAAAAGGAGGCCCUAUUUGAAAUGGAGAAAGACCUUCUUUCCAUUUCAGCCAGAAGUAGAGAUUCUUUAAUGUCAUUCCCAGCUAAAUGCAGAAUAAGAGUAUGUGUGUGUGCACGGGUGGGGGAUAAACAAUUAAAAAAGCCACCCCAAACUCUGUUGAAAUAAGAGCUGUCUGUGCCUUCACAGGUCUGCAAACUGGAGAGGAUGAAAGUGGCUUUUUUUUCCCCGUUUGUCACUUCCCUCACGUGGCUGCCAGCAUUAUGCAAGUGUACAGGAAGGCAGGAUUUUUUUUUUUAAUGCUUGCAUGCGGAUUAAGGUCAAGCCCCUAGUAUCAGCCAUGCAGCGGGCUCUCCCUUCCAGCUGCAGCCGCAGAGCCUACCCACAGCCGCGAGAUGCCUUAAUUGAGACGUGCUGUCAAAGUGACAAACACAUUUGCAUACAGUCUACACUCUAUUUAUUUUAUCUGGAAAGGUCUACAGUCUGCUGUUGGUUGAACAUUCUUAAUCAGUUUGCUGUAAGUGAACUGCCAGCUAGCUCACUUAUGCCGGCCCCUUCUUCAUUAGGUGACAGAUUAGCUGCAGGGGGAGGGGGGGUUGAGCCAGGGAAACCACAGACCCCUUUCUUUUAACUCUUUCCAGCUUUGCCCUCAUGGUAGGUUGUCCUUGAGUCUUUUCCCGGGUCCCUGGUUUGAUGGGCUGUUGACCGUAAGAAGUACCGUUUCUAGAGCACCUACUACCGGCAGGCAUGAGUUUUAAGGACUUGAUAUUCUUCCCAAAGAACAGUCUCGAGUUUCAUUUCAAAAGUUUUUACCACACUCUCUUACCAUCUAUACUAUUUUUUUUACUUGAUAGUUUUCUGUAAACAAGACUCAGACCUGACAUCUAUAGCAUCUUAGCCUCAUCUUCAGAGAUGCCAUUGGUAAAAUUAUAGGCUUGAUAUACUAGUCCAAGCUUUUUCUAACAUAUAAAACAAUUUUAAGUGUUCAUCUUUGAAUCACUAACGCACUCACGUAGCCCUAAUGGUAUAUAUGCUCUUUUUUUAAAAACCAACAGACUCCCUGGUAUCUUUUUUGUUGUCUCCACCAUAUCCCUUUGAGAAAGGGACCAUUAGCCCCAUUUUAUUGACCCAGAGCUGGAGCUCAGAGACGUGAAAGAACCUGCCCAGGACCACUUCACCAGCUUGGAAACCCAAGCCCAGACACCACCCCUCGAGCCCACACCAGCUCUCAAAACAAGCAGGGACUGCAGCCAUGUGAUAUGUCUGUUAAAGCUGCUGUACCCUGCCCUGGCAAAAUCAUCUUAACCAGCCAGAGAGGGCACCUAUUUUAACCUGAAAAAAAUCCUCGCCUUGGGUCUGUGUUUCUGUGGAUUUUGUUCUUUAAGAACACUUAGCUUGCCAGUGGGGAUGGAGACCGUUGAGACUGUCGCCUUCAUCUCUGCACCUGGCAAAGCCGGUGCCUGUGCAGCUAGCCAGGGCAGCUCCACAGAGACCUCUGACGGCAGCUCUGCAGCGGGGGCUGGCAAGAGGGGAACUUAGUGUCGAGGCAAGAGCUGCUACUACCAGGGGAGAGAAGGCGCUGCCUUGCCCUCUGCCUCAGAGGAGUUCCUCUUUCCAGGCUGUGAUCAUUCCUUCAUUUAAGUAUGCAUCUAUUCAUCCGUCUAUUGAGACCUACCAUGUGUAAGAUAAAUAAGUUCUCAGUCCCUACCAUUGUGGGGCGUAAUGAUGAGGCAGACCAGCAGAUGGACAGGCCCAAUCAGAGAGAUAAAGACAACGAGGGAAGUAGGCUCCAAGCACUCCCAGGGCCCCACAGAGGCUCCCUCUUCAUCUCCAGGCCCACUUCAUAGUCACAGUCACUUCAUAGUCAGUCAUAGGCCACCUCAUAGUCCCAAGUUGGACACUAUAAUUAAAAGAUGCUUUUGUCAGUAUCCUGACCAACAUGGUGAAACCCUAUCUCUACUAAAAAUACAAAAAUUGGCUGAGUGUCAUGGCAGGCACCUGUAAUCCCAGCUGCUCGGAAGGGUGAGGCAUGAGAAUUGCUUGAACCCAGGAUGCAGAGGCUGCAGUGAGCUGAGAUCGCGCCACUGCACUCCAGCCUGGGUGACAGAGUGAGACCCUCUCUCUAAAAAGAUAUUUUGUCAACAAACCAAAGUCGCUAAUAAUUUGUUUUCUAAAGCAGACAUUUGUUAGGCCACUCAGCUUGUAAGAGCAAAGUAAAUAGGUUUCUAGUUGGCCUCUGCCUCCUGAUCAUGUAGUUUCUUUAAGAAUUCAAAAGUAUCAACUUGAGAAUGCCUAUUCCUGCCUUGGAAGAUGUCGCAGUUUAGAGAGGCUUUAAAUUACUGUUUUCCCCUUCUCAAGUUUAGUAUCAUUUGGGAAACAAAGCCCAGGGGACAGUCAAAUGAGAUAAAAGUGCCAGCUGUGUUUAUUGAUAAGCCUGAAAGGAGAAUAUUGCAUUAGAUCUGAAGGCAAAUGUUGCAAACACUUCACCUGAGAAUGUGAAGACUGCGUUUCUCCACUCGGGAUAAGUGGACAAUGGCAGGUCUCUCCAGGUUAGAGCUGCCCAUAAACUCCUAGCAAGGAGGAGCUGUGGGAGGGCCUUGCCCUGGCUGCUCCCCAGGAGGGAGCUGGAAAGGGUGAUGGAGCUCAGUUCCUUCUCCCAGACUCCCCGGGAAGGCAUUCCUCCUCUUCCUCUGGGCAGGGUUGAACAAGAGGGUGCCUGGCCAAGCCAAGGAUUCCCCCCUGGUUUUCUCUCCUAGGGUAGGAAAUGGAAGCUCCUUCUUCCCACAGCUAUAGAAGGAGUGAGGGACCGGUGUCCUCCCCGGCAACCCUGGGCACCCCUUGGUUAGAAUGGCUGGCCUUGACCCGCUUCCCUCCCAAGGACCCCUGUGGAAACUGCUCAGCUCCCUACAUUUAAUAAGAUGGGUGAGCCGUAGAUGCUUUCACAUCCGUGAGCACUGACUUGAGACUUUGCCAUCAGCGGGUGAGGAAGAAAGCAUUUUACCCAUCGUACACAUGAGGAGGCACACUGGGACGGCGUUGCUGGAAUGAGUAGCUAAUUCCUACUCCAGAGCCAGCAGCAGCAGCACCUCUGCUUCUCUUGGCUGUGUGCAGCUCUCCCUCCUUGCUAAGAGAAUGGCCUGAUUGUGUGAGUUCAGUGACACUGGACCCUAGUCCUAAGUGCAGAUGGCCAAGGCUCUAGGCCUUGGCUGAGACUGAGGCUUCCCUGAGAAUAUCACAGCAAACCCUUUCCAGGGCCUCCUUCUUUGUAUUGCCUCCAAAUGGCUGAUCUGCAAACAAAGUAGCUGUCUGCCUUCCAAUCUGAUAGAUUGCAAAAAGCAUGUAUUAAAAGGUGCUGCCUCUAUUCUUCUCCCAUCCGAACGAAGGUUUCUAAACCUCUUUAAUGUAAAGUUUGAAAAGCUGGUUAAACCAAAACCAAAACCAAGCACCACCGUGGCUUCCAGAGAACUGGGGCAGGGAGGUCUGGAUAGCAGCCCCAGGAACAGCUCUUGGGAUGUGGUUGCCAGCUUGUCUGUGCGUGUGGAGAAUUCUGGCAUCAGGGUCAUAAGCCAGGUCAUUUACUGCCAAUCCCAUGCUAGGCUGGAGAAGAUGCCGAGCUAGCAAAUGCCUUCUCAGCACCCUUGGCUCUGAGUGCCCUGAGAGCCCUGAGAGAUUCCUCCUGCCCCAUUGAGCUUGGAAGCCACACGCAAUUCCCUUCACUUCAGCCAUUGCCUCCUCACCACCUCCAGCAGGUGCUCCUAUGUUCUCAGGAUACUGCACACCCCAGGCCUCUGGUCUGAACAUACACUCCCCACCAAACUCACUCCUCCAUCUUCCACCCCAGUGAAUGACACAGGCUGGCCAUCCAGAGCCAGGCUCCACCCUCCCUCUCCCCAGAUCCUCUCCUUCCACGCCUGAACACUACUUCAUCCUCUCCUCUCCAUCACCUUUGCCACAGCUGUGGUGCAGGCAGCAUAAUCAUUCACCUGGACUGUUUCACAGCCUCCUAACUGGUACUCCCUGUAGUCCCCAUGUGGCCUUGCCGGGUCCACUGUAAGCCUUCACUAGUGGUCGCCUCACCCCCGUUCCCAGCCUCUCCUAAAGACUCCAUCUUCCUCCUUGGCCCCUUCAUGACCUGCCUGUCCAAUCCCAGAGCAGGCCUCCUGGUAAAUUCUCCCCACUCCCCCAGGAAGAGUGAGUUACUUCUGUCUUCGUGCUACCCCAGAACUUUGCACACGCCGCUUGUCACGCAGCCCUGCGAUUUUUCUUUAAUGCUUGUCUUCCCACCAGAAAGUCCACUGCAGGGCCUGGCACUGAGCUGGCAGUCAGUGCACAUCCUGGGGUUUUAUUAUUGGUGUGGAUGUUUAAAUUAAGGAAUAAUUGAUUGUUGUUGAAGCACUUGCUGUGCAUUCAGCAAGUUAUUUGGUUUCACUUCUGUUGCUAUGCUUAUAAUUCUAAUUCAUUUGAAGAAGAAAAAUGAACAUUCCCUUAGUGGUCACAAACUAUUUCCAAAUUCACUUUCCAUAAAGAAGGAUUUUGAAGUGAGGCCAGGUGCGGUGGCUCCCACCUGUAAUCCCAGCACUGUGGGAGGCCAAGGCAGGUGGAUCACCUGAGGUCAGGAGUUCAAGACCAGCCUGGACAACAUGGUGAAACCCUGUCUCUACUAAAAAUACAAAAAUUAGCCAGGCAUGAUGGCAUGUGCCUGUAGUCCCAGCUUCUUAGGAGGCUGAGGCAGGAGAAUCGCUUGAACCCAGGAGGCAGAGGUUGCAGUGAGCCGAGAUUGUGCCACCGCACUCCAGCCUGGGUGACAGAGCAAGACUCCAUCUCAAAAAAAAGAUUUUGUUUCCAAAUAGAAACAGCUUUGUAUUAUAGCAAUUUAGAUCCUGUCUCAUUUUAUUUUGUGUGUUUUUCCAAGUUCCUAAGGUCAGUCAUAGGUGUCCCCGGAAGGGAAUGGAGAGGAAUGAGGCAAGGGACUGGGACCCCCCUUCUCCUGUGCCCAAGGAUGGGCAGAGCUGUGCAGGAGCAGCACAGUGGGGAAAGCAUUCAGGGGAAGGGAGGGGCCCGUUAUCCCUUGAGUCACAUCAAGCGAAGCAAGCAACAGGAUAAAUUAGGCGUAAAGAUUUUAUCUGUGAAAGAGACUAGGAUACAUGACCAAGUGCAAAGUGUGAACCUAACUUGGAUUAUGUGUUGUUGUUGUUGCUGUUUAAAAAAAAAAAAAAAAAAGGAAAACAACGCUUUAAAGACAUUCUUGGGAAAGUUGGAAAAUUUGAAGAUGGACUGGAAUGUUAGAUGAUGAUGUGGGAUUAAUGUUAAUAUGAUAGUUUUUUAGGGGUUUAUCUUUAUUCCUAGGAGAGGCAGGCUGAAGUCUGAGCGGUGAAGUAACACGAUGCUUCCAACUUACUUUCAAAUGGUAUCUGAAAAAACAUUACACAUCAUGUA
This is a messenger RNA of Symphalangus syndactylus (siamang), 9276 nucleotides long. It is a transcript of the gene DENND1A, whose product is annotated as DENN domain containing 1A. Gene Ontology annotation, molecular function: guanyl-nucleotide exchange factor activity; phosphatidylinositol phosphate binding. The record is from RefSeq and is a predicted model, not a curated record. Lineage: Eukaryota; Metazoa; Chordata; Mammalia; Primates; Hylobatidae. Gene Ontology annotation, cellular component: cytosol; clathrin-coated vesicle. Gene Ontology annotation, biological process: endocytic recycling; endocytosis.